Messenger RNA from Papaver somniferum (opium poppy), 3764 nucleotides. Its product is annotated as sodium/hydrogen exchanger 8-like. Gene Ontology annotation, cellular component: membrane; chloroplast envelope. Lineage: Eukaryota; Viridiplantae; Streptophyta; Magnoliopsida; Ranunculales; Papaveraceae. The record is from RefSeq and is a predicted model, not a curated record. Bases 232 to 3402 code for a protein of 1056 amino acids. Gene Ontology annotation, molecular function: sodium:proton antiporter activity. Gene Ontology annotation, biological process: proton transmembrane transport. The transcript is spliced from 21 exons.
UAUUUUAAUGCACCAUCAUCGUUACUGUAAAGAGCAAUGGCGAAUCAUUUGUUUUACUAUAUCAAACGAAAUACUUUUGGCAUCGUCAAGUGAUCAUUUUCACUUCAUUAAACACUUAGGGUUUGUUGUGAUCCUCGGUUAUAUAUACGAGGCUUCAACAACUCCCUUCUCUCUAGCUAGCUGUAUAUAUAUGUUUCUUUCGUUCCUCUCCAACAUCACUACUUGAUUUUCAUGCUCCUAGAUAGAGUUCUUUAUCUUGGAAUUGUGAAGAUGUCUGUUGUCUCAGAUGUGUCGGUUCCAUCUGAUGUAACAAAAAGCCAGGAGGAAGCAGCUCUUGAUCCUACAAGUGCGAUUCUAUUCUUUGGACUUUGCAUGGUGUUGGGAAUAGGUUCAAGACAUUUAUGUCGUGGAACUAAACUACCUUACACAGUUGCUUUGCUUUUCAUUGGAGUUGGUCUUGGAUCACUAGAAUUCGGUUCGAACCAUGGACUUGGAAAACUUGGGGAGGGUAUUCGCCUUUGGGCAAGUAUUAGUCCAGACCUUAUCUUUGCUGUUUUUCUUCCUGCACUUCUCUUUGAGAGCUCUUUCUUGAUGGAAGUACACCAAAUCAAGAGAUGUAUAGGUCAAAUGCUUAUUCUUGCUGGUCCAGGUGUUCUGCUUUCGACUGUUUGUCUUGGAUCUGCGAUGAAGUUUGCUUUUCCAUACAAUUGGAGUUGGAAGACAUACUUGUUGCUGGCGGGGAUUCUUAGUGCUACUGAUACUGUAGCUGUUAUGGCUUUGUUGAAAGAGCUUGGUACGAGCAAAAAACUGAAGACAAUAAUCGAAGGAGAAUCAUUGAUCAACGAUGGGACAACAAUUGUUGUGUAUCAGUUGUUUUAUCGUAUGGUCCUAGGGGAGAACUUCAGUACUGGAGAUAUAGUCAAAUAUGUAACACAAGUUUCAGUAGGAGCUGUAGGUAUUGGCCUUGCUUUUGGAGUGGCAUCUGUUUUGUGGUUGGGGUUUAUAUUCAACGACACUGUUAUAGAGAUUUCGCUGACACUUGCUGUGAGCUACCUUGCUUACUUCACUGCUCAAGAGGGCGCUGGCGUGUCGGGUGUCUUGACUGUGGUGAUUCUAGGGAUGUUUUAUUCUGCAGUUGCUAGGACAGCUUUUAAGGGUGACAGCCAACAGAGUUUGCAUCAUUUUUGGGAAAUGGUUGCCUACAUUGCCAACACCCUCAUUUUCAUCUUAAGUGGAGUGGUUAUAGCUGAAUCUGUUAUUCACAGUGAGAACUAUACCUUUAAGCAUGAAACUUCAUGGGGUUACUUGAUUCUUCUUUAUGUUUUCGUCCAAUUGUCCCGCGUUAUUGUUGUUGGCACCUUGUAUCCAUUUUUGCGCUACUUUGGGUAUGGCCUGCAGUGGAAAGAAGCAAUUGUUCUUGUUUGGUCAGGCUUAAGAGGUGCUGUCGCGUUGUCUAUGUCAUUAUCAGUGAAGCGUGCAAGCGACAGUUCAACCUUUGUAAAUCAUGAAACAGGAACUCUGUUUCUUUUCUUUACCGGUGGGAUUGUAUUCAUGACGCUCAUUGUGAAUGGAUCAACAACACAAUUUCUUUUACGUUCCCUUGGUAUGGAUAAGCUAUCGGCUGCAAAGAAACGGAUCUUGGAUUACACAAGGUACGAAAUGAUGAAUAAGGCACUGGAAGCAUUUGGUGAUCUUGGAGAUGAUGAAGAACUAGGACCUUCUGAAUGGCCCACAGUGCAAAAAUAUCUUGCUUGUUUGAAUAACCUGGAAGAAGACCAGGUGCACCCUCACACUCAAUCUCAGAAUGAGAUCAACAUCGAUGCUAUGAAUAUAGAGGACACAAGAGUACGCCUUUUAAAUGGAGUCCAAGCUGCAUAUUGGGGGAUGCUAGAAGAGGGGAGAGUAGCUCAGCAUACUGCAACUAUCUUAAUUGGUUCAGUAGAUGAGGCAAUGGAUUUUGUCAGUCAUGAUUCUCUGUGUGACUGGAAGGGCUUAAGGUCCCAUGUUCACUCUCCAAGUUACUAUAGAUUGCUCCAGAUGAGCAUCUGUCCACGGAAGCUGGCGAGUUAUUUUACGGCGGACCGGUUAGAGUUAGCAUGUUGCAUAUGUGCUGCGUUUCUCCGUGCUCAUAGGAUUGCAAGGAGGCAACUGCAUGACUUUAUCGGCGACAGUGAAAUUGCUUCUCUUGUGAUCAAUGAAAGUGAAUCAGAAGGAGACGAAGCAAGGAAAUUUUUGGAAGACGUCCGCUAUACUUACCCUCAGGUUUUGCAUGUUGUAAAAACGAGACAAUUAACUUAUGCAGUGCUAAAACAUUUGGGUGAGUAUGUUCAAAAUCUUGAAAAAGUAGGGAUAUUAGAUGAGAAAGAGAUGAUUCAUCUUCACGAUUCUGUGCAGACUGACUUGAAGAAAGCUUUAAGGAACCCUCCUGUAGCAAAGAUGCCAAAGUCAAAUGAUAUGCUAAGAUUACAUCCUUUGUUGAGAGAACUUCCUUCUAUUGCACGCGUGCAUCUUGAAAUAUCUACAAAAGAAAUGACAAAGCCACAUGGAGUUUCACUUUGUGAAGAGGGUACUGAACCAAAUGGAAUAUGGCUUGUUUCAAAUGGAGUUGUGAAGUGGGGGAGUAAGAAUUUUAGAAACAAACAUUCUUUGCAUCCAACAUUCUCACACGGAAGUACUUUAGGCUUAUAUGAAGUACUAAACGGAAAGCCCUACAUCUGCAAUGUCAUCACAGAUUCUGUUAUAUCCGGUUUCUUUAUUGAAAGUGAAACGAUACGCUCCUUGCUCCUAUCAGAUCCUGCUGCAGAAGAUAUCUUGUGGCAGGAAAGUGUCUUAGCCAUUGCCAAAAUCCUUCUACCACAAAUUUUUGAAAAAAUGGCUAUGCAUGAGUUGAGAUCCCUUGUUGUGGAAAGGUCUGAUAUGAAUGUAUACAUAAGCGAGGAAAUUAUAGAAAUAGCCCCUCACUCCAUUGGAUUUCUAUUGGAAGGAAUUAUUAAAUCCGUAACUGAUCCAGAGGAAAUGCUGGUGUCUCCAGGGGUGCUGUUGCCCUCAUAUGGCGAUUUAAGCUUUCUCAGUUUGGAGACAUCAGCAGGUUCCAAGGAUGCAAUUUUCCUUCAUCAAAGAACCUCAUAUCAGGUUGAAACUAGAGCUAGGGUGAUUAUACUUGACAUGGCAACAGUUGAGGCUGACACUCAACCACGAAGGAGAAAAUCUUUGUGGAACCCUGCUGCAGCCGAAUCCCCUAGAUGCUUAAAUAGAGAGCACAGCGGUCUAGUGAGUUGGCCGGAAGACUUGUUCAAACACAAACGACGCCAACACAAGAAGCUGGGUAGUAGCUAUAGAAAGUAUCAAGAGUCCUCAGAGAAAAGAACCUCACAGUCAUUCAUAUCCAACGGUUCCAUCUAACGUACAGGCUCGGCGAUUUGUGUCUGUCCGAUCUGCAGGGUCUAAUAAUGCGAGGAAAACUAGCUUCACGCUAAAAGCUUUCAAAGAAUCAGAUGAAUAACUGUCAAUGGAAACACUAACUAGAGUGAUGGAGUGAUAUCUCAAGUGAUGAAUCCGUUAAAGAAAACGAACUCAUCGAGAGAAUAUUCCCCAAGCAGGCUUUUGUUUUAACACCUACCAUUUCCAUCCUCGUACAUGUAGAUCGUUAUAUUUCUGCUACUUUAGUUCCUUUUUCUCAUAUGAAAUUAAAUGGUUGUAAAUGACGAAUUAAAUUGAUAGACUCAAAUUCCUCCAAACCAUCUAAGAAAAUCGAAUUGCUCGAA